AUGAAUCAUGCAUAUCAUAUCACCUACUUUACUCACUCUAAUAAUAAUCAAAAUCAAAAUGGAGUUGCAGAAGCAGCAUUUCCUUACAUUAUAAAGGAUUCAUAUAUCAUUAAACAUUACGACUCAAUAGAUUGCACUGGUGAAGUGAAUCAAAUGAUUCAUCUUGAACCUGGAGCCAGGGAUGUUUGUUACUCUCCCUAUGAAUAUUUUAUGGACUGUGAAAAGGGGAGUCGAAAAUGUCAUUUUGGAUUCUCUUGUCAAUGCAAAAAGAAUUGUUCCAAAUUAUUGCAAGUUGGAGAAUGUUUUAUUGGUUAUAAAUUAUUCUACGAACCUUUGGAUUACAAAAAUCAAGAUUGGUGUUUAAUAUCUACUAUAAAACUUGCCAACAACCACCCAGAACUUUGUAGAUCGAGACCUGAUGGUAUCCACUUUUCAAGAAAACAUCAUUGCGCCAAAACAUUGCGAUAUGACUUUGACUAUGAAAGACAACAUGGCUAUACGAUUAAAUCCGACUGCGAUAUCGAAAGAGUAACUUUUCAUAAGGGCUGUAACAGUGACUGCAGUUCUUGCCCAAUUAAUGCAACCCUUAGAGCACCAUACUGUUUUUCUUCGGAUGUACCCGGUGGAUCAGAUUAUCUUUCUUCAUUUGGUGACUAUUGGUGGUUUUACAAAGCUGUGAGUGCAGUCAAUCACAACAUCAAAUCAAAGAGUUGGCAAUUAAAUCCAUUAAUCUUUAAUUUAUUUAAAAUUAUUUUUGAAGAAAAACCAUCGAAUGACAUACAAAUAAUCAUCUGUACCACCGCAGUGAUGAUAUUCAGAAAUAUAUUCAAGAGGUUCUCAACAGAGGGAGAAGAAUCUGAUAAGAAAUCAAAUGCAAAGAGAAAUAUAAUCUGGUUCUCUUUGAUAUCUGCUUCAUCAUUCUUGGUUUUCUUAACUUGUUCGGAUAUACCCAUACCAUUCAUUCAUUCAUUCAUCAUUUCUUCUUUGAAUGAUUAUUUCCUUUUUGAAUAA
This is a messenger RNA of Cavenderia fasciculata, 1011 nucleotides long. RefSeq lists its product as uncharacterized. Bases 1 to 1011 code for a protein of 336 amino acids. The transcript is spliced from 7 exons. The record is from RefSeq and is a predicted model, not a curated record. NCBI's taxonomy places the organism in Eukaryota, Evosea, Eumycetozoa, Acytosteliales, Cavenderiaceae.